CGACCGGGAACCGGCUACAGCCGGUAGACGUGAGUAGCAUGGUCAUGAGUAUAAGUAAAGGGUGAGACGAGGAGAUAAGUCACACAGCUAAACCACACUCUUCCACACUCUCUCUCUCUCUUCCCCAACUCCGACCAACUAUUCGCCGCCGGUCAAACACCACCAUGCCGAUCAGAAACAUAGCCGUCGGCCACGUCGGCGAGGCGACCCACCCGGACGCCCUGAGGGCCGGACUGGCCGAGUUCUUCUCCACCCUGAUCUUCGUCUUCGCCGGUGAGGGUUCCGGCAUGGCCUUCUCCAAGCUCACCGACGGCGCCGCCAACACCCCCGCCGGCCUCAUCGCCGCCUCCAUCGCCCACGCCUUCGCCCUCUUCGUCGCCGUCUCCGUCGGCGCCAACAUCUCCGGCGGCCACGUCAACCCCGCCGUCACCUUCGGCGCCUUCCUCGGCGGCAACAUCACCCUCCUCCGCGGCAUCCUCUACUGGAUCGCCCAGCUCCUCGGCUCCACCGUCGCUUGCCUCCUCCUCAAGUUCGCCACCGGCGGCCUCGAAACGGCGGCGUUUGGCCUGUCAGCGGGAGUAGGAGUAUGGCAGGCGGUCGUUUUGGAGAUCGUGAUGACGUUCGGCCUCGUGUACACCGUCUACGCGACGGCGGUGGACCCCAAGAAGGGAAGCUUGGGGACCAUUGCUCCCUUGGCCAUCGGUUUCAUCGUCGGAGCCAACAUUCUGAUCGGCGGGGCCUUCGACGGAGCGUCCAUGAACCCGGCCGUGUCGUUCGGACCGGCUGUGGUCAGCUGGAGCUGGGAGAACCACUGGGUCUACUGGGUCGGACCGCUGAUCGGAGGCGGGCUGGCCGGCGUGAUCUACGAGGUCAUCUUCAUCGGCUACGGGACCCACGAGCAGCUCCCCACUACCGAUUACUAGGCGGGUUGCAUUAAUUAAUGGAUUUCAUGUAUUUAUCUAUCUUUAAUCUGGUUUAUGAGGUGGGUUUAAGGAUGGAUUAGUGUUGUGUUUGGAUUUGUAAUCGUGCUUUGGAAAUUCGGGUUUUGUUAAUCGAAGGGUGGGUGUGUGAUUUGAUUUGUUGGGUUCCCCUCUCUUCGGUUGUAAGAUUAUUGUGCUUCGUCGACACAAAUUUGAUCGAGUGAUGUGGCGUCGUAUCGGUCAACACAAAUCUGUUGCCAUUUCCUCCUUAAUCGCUUUGCUUAUGUAGUUAAAAGUUAAUUAGAGGCUAGGGGUCAUUUUCCGUGGAUCAACGCUGAAAGAGAAUAAUUUGAAACUGCGGAUAAAGUAGGCAAAAAGUGGUUCAAAUUCAAUUAUUGAAAGAAGGUAAC
Messenger RNA from Linum tenue, 1330 nucleotides. The record is from the annotation of a GenBank genome assembly. NCBI's taxonomy places the organism in Eukaryota, Viridiplantae, Streptophyta, Magnoliopsida, Malpighiales, Linaceae.